This is a messenger RNA of Nezara viridula (southern green stink bug), 768 nucleotides long. NCBI's taxonomy places the organism in Eukaryota, Metazoa, Arthropoda, Insecta, Hemiptera, Pentatomidae. The record is from the annotation of a GenBank genome assembly.
UAUAAAUAUACAGACGUGGGAGUAGAGCUUCAUUCAGAACAGCAGCAAACAUGAAGUUCUUUUGCCUUUUCUUGGUCCUGGCCGUGGCUGCCGUCAACUCCAAAGUCAUCAACAUCAACGAUCAAAUUGAUAUAGGCUUAGAGAAGACCAACGAAUACCUCCGCCAGCACAGAUAUACCUCUGUCCAUGUACCAAAAGGUGCUUUUGGUUCUCAUGUAUCCUUUUCCGAUUCCGAUGUCCUUGGCCUCGACUCCUUGAAGAGGACCGGCGACUGCACUCUUGAUUACGUUGAUAAGAAUGUGACAGUGGACCUCCACUACGGCUUCGGAUUCUUCCAACAAACCUUCCAAUCCUUGAGGGUCGACGACAAGGACAUGUCAGCCAGCAUCAGGAUCGGGGACAAUUCCGUCCGCGUCCAUUACACUGUUAGGAUAACAGAUAACCGCUGCUCCGUAACCUUGCACGACCUGACCUACGAGAGGUUGGCCAAGGUAGACUUCCAUUCUUCCAGGCCUGAAUUCGACGGACUGGACCUCGAAGAAUACUUCGAGAAGAAGGUCAUCCCAUUCUUGGAGAGCAAGAUCGAUAAAAGUGCGGUAGAAAUAGCUUUGGAAAGAUUUAUUUGUAAGAAACGAGGUCUGGAAAUUUCUGAACACAUGCCAGCUGUCCAUCAGGUUCUGUUUGGGGAAAUUUUCCCAUCUCAACUUUGAAGUUACUUGAAUAAAGUAACUUGAAGUAACUUUCUCCGAAAUAAAAUUAUUCAUAUGA